Molecule: messenger RNA, 2292 nt
Organism: Rotaria sp. Silwood1
Lineage: Eukaryota; Metazoa; Rotifera; Eurotatoria; Philodinida; Philodinidae
Source: the annotation of a GenBank genome assembly
AUGGCUGACAAUGAUGAUGAUGGUGAACAACAACAAAUCGAAUUUACAAUGUCAAUGAUGAGACAUAAAAAACGACUUAAAUCACAAGUACAAUUACCUUCAACCACUUUAUUUCUUCGGCAAUUACCUGGAGGCAAUGUAACAGUAGCACCUGUAAGAAAGAGACGAACGGUAUCGGAACAAAUUAAUCGACAUGAUCGUGUAAUGCAGUUGAACACUAGUCCACUUUUAGCAACAGCAGCUGCUCCAGCAUUACAUAAAGAUAAUUGGCAACAAAGACGUUAUAAUUUUCUAAGUAAAUAUAGUAUGUUCGGUGGAGAAUUAAAAGAUGAUGUUGUCGAUCAAAUUGGUGUGAAUGAACAAGGUAGUGAUGUUGAGCAAAGUAGACCUAUCAUUCCAACAUCACAAAAUAUUACAUCUGGUAGUAUCGAUUCCGAAGCAUUAAAUGUUAAACGUGGAUCAAUUUUGGGUAUGGCUGUUACCGGUGUUCGGAAUUUACUUGCUGUAGAUGAGAUGCCACGCACGAAAUCCAUACGUGCAUCGACAUCAUUGGAAGAGGAACAAGAUGAAGAUGAACAAGCAGAUGAACCUAGUAUUGGUUUGAAAAAUAUAAUAUUAACAAAUAAAAGUAAUCUACAAGAUCUAACAACAACAGAACCUAUUGGACUUAAGGAACAUGAUCAUGUAGAUACAGAUCUUUGUAGUCAAAAUACACCAACAGAUAAUGAUCGUGUUCCAACUCCGAUUAUUUCUACUUCACAAACUAAUACUUCUAUGAAUCAACGACCAUCACAUACUGCUGUUAAAAAUCGUCGAUUCAAUGCAUUUUUUUCUCGUUCUAAACGUCAAUCAAUAAAACAAAAAAAUCAAAAAUUAGCUGAAAUUCAUGAAUCUUAUCGUUCACAUCGUCCAUAUUUUACAUAUUGGGUAACAUUUGUUCAAGUUCUUGUUUGUGGAAUUUCAUUGAUUGUUUAUGGUCAUGCUCCAUUAUCAUCAACUCAAUCUAAAAAUUCUUCUAUAUUUAAACAACAGAAAUUUGAUUUAACAAUGAAUCCAUGGUUUGGUCCAUAUCCAGCUGAUUUAAUUCGAUUAGGAGCAAAAUAUACACCAUGUAUUCGUACACAUGAUGACGUUAGAAGUCGAUAUGAAAAACAAGCAAGAUUAGAAGCUAUGUCUGGUUGUUGUAUUGAUUCAAUAACUGGACGUUGUAUGCAAACUUUAUCUCAGCAAUGUCUUCCACGAUCAGGUUUAACAUGGCAUCAAAGACCACUCAUAAGUAAAAAUCUUAAAGAUCAAAACAAUGUUAUUUAUCCUGCUGUGUGUGGACUUACACCAGAAACAUGUAUAAAAAAAUUAAUUGGUAAUACACGCCGAGAAGAUGAUAGAUCCUGGUCAUUAACAUCUGUUAAUUCAAAAAUUUUAAAAUGGUCUCCAAAUGCUGUUAAAUGGCCGAUUUGUCUCGAACAAGAUAAUAGUCGAAUUGCUAAUAAUAUAUCUCUUUAUCCACAUAUGCAAUGUACAAACAUAGCAAGACCAUGUUGUACCGGUGUACUUGGAGAUUGUAUAUUGACAUCAAGAGAUGAUUGUCGUCGUCGACGAGGAAUUUAUCAUCCACGUGCUCAUUUAUGUUCUCAAGUCGACUGUAUUCAAAAUGUUUGUGGUAUGCUGGAAUUUUUUGUUGCUCGUUUACCUGAUCAAGUCUAUCGAUUUUGGACAACUAUCUUUAUUCAUGCGGGUAUAAUUCAUUUAUUAAUAACAGUUAUAUUUCAAUAUACAAUAAUGCGUCCAUUAGAAAAAUUAGCUGGUUGUAUACGUGUAAUGAUAAUUUAUAUUGUAUCUGGUUUUGUUGGAAGUCUAGGUAGUGCAUUAUUUUUACAUGAUUCAGUUCAAGUUGGUCCUGGUGGUGGACAAUUUGCAAUACUUGCUUGUUAUCUUAGUGAGUUAUUUCUUGGUUGGCGUUCAUUAAAAAGACCAUGGAUACCAUUCUUUAAAAUAAUUAUAUGUCUUUUCUUAUUAUUUACGGUUGGUUUAUUACCAUUAGUUGAUAAUUAUUCUCAAUGUUUUGGUUUUCUUAUUGGUUUUAUGCUAAAUAUGAUCGUUUUUCCAGAUGUUAGCUUUAAAAAAAAUGUACGUCGUCUUGUUGUUAUUACAGCAGCAUUAGCAACAACAAUUGCAUUAUUUAUUGUAUUAAUUACAUUAUUUUAUACAAUACCAUUUGAAUGUACAUCAUGUAAAUUAUUUAAUUGUCCAUUGGGAAACACUUGUAGAAAUGAAAAAUAUGAUUUAGUCUAA